Schistocerca piceifrons (Central American locust) is the source of this 536-nucleotide messenger RNA. Its product is annotated as serine protease inhibitor I/II-like. The transcript has 6 exons. Bases 22 to 462 code for a protein of 146 amino acids. NCBI's taxonomy places the organism in Eukaryota, Metazoa, Arthropoda, Insecta, Orthoptera, Acrididae. The record is from RefSeq and is a predicted model, not a curated record. Gene Ontology annotation, molecular function: peptidase inhibitor activity.
CGUGGCUGAACCACAGUCAGCAUGAAACGCGCACCAGCCACUGUCUGUGCAGCGCUGAUCCUACUAGACCUCGUGGUCCGGGCGGAUCAGGGGUGCAGGCCCGGUCAGACAAAGAUGGAGGACUGCAACGUAUGUACAUGUCUCUCUUCCCGUAUCUGGGCAUGUACCAACUUGAAAUGCCGCGACAAAAGAGGAACGCAGGUGGCGCAGAAGAAACUGCCUCAGUUGGUGCAGAAGAAACCACCGCCGACUGAAGACGGGAAAUGCUGUGUCCCCAACACAACAUACAUGGAGGAAUGUAAUGUAUGUUUAUGUGACGAAGACGGGAUAGGAGCAAGUUGUACACUCGCUGGCUGUAUUGGAGAUUGGGGCGAGACCGCCGAAGCCGGCCCAGAAGAAACCGCCGCCGACCGAGGAUGGGAAAUGCUGUAUACCCAACCAAACAUACAAGGAGGACUGUAACGUGUGUUUGUGUGCAGCGGAUGGGAUAGGAGCAACCUGUACUCUACGCGCCUGUGUUGGAGAUAAUUGGUAAA